AUGGGGAGUUAUGGGUAUAGUUGGGGCAUGGAGAUUCUUGGUUAUUCUGCUGGCGGUGGCGAUGGAGUUACCGAGAAGUCGCACAACAACGUACCGCAUCCGGAACUCAUGGCCGCGUUUGCCUUGUUCAAUUUGUUGAAUGGGAUGCUACAUAAGCUAAAGCAUCCCGACGGUAGUCUUUCAAUUGCCAAUCAGAGUCUGUUUUCAUUCGCUUUGCUUUGCUUUCACUCUUCCGCCGGUUUAGAUCUUCUUUUGGCCAUAUUCAAUCUGCGACAAGGUCAUAUUAAUUUGUAUGUUCGAUUCCCUUACUUCUGA
This is a messenger RNA of Oldenlandia corymbosa var. corymbosa, 315 nucleotides long. Lineage: Eukaryota; Viridiplantae; Streptophyta; Magnoliopsida; Gentianales; Rubiaceae. The record is from the annotation of a GenBank genome assembly.